Messenger RNA from Hyaloperonospora brassicae, 708 nucleotides. NCBI's taxonomy places the organism in Eukaryota, Oomycota, Peronosporomycetes, Peronosporales, Peronosporaceae. The record is from the annotation of a GenBank genome assembly.
AUGAGUCGCGCACCGACGCCGCUGGACGACCACGAGUAUCCUGUGGCGCUGGGCGAGUCGCUCGUCGAGCCGAUCGAUGAUGGGCCGUCGCGUCAGCAGUCGAGCGACGAAGUCUUUGCCUCGUUUGGCUACGAGUUUCAGCCCGCGUCAGUGGACAAGAGAACGCCUGGACUCGUGUGUGUCGACGCCUCCAGUAGCGUGCAAGUGCUCAUGGGCUCCAGCACUGGAGCUGCUGGAGGCGUGAGCUUUCGCGGAAAGGUCCUCGAGCACAAGGAGACGGACUGUUUGCUUUUGUUCGACGGCUCGCGGUUCCGGCUCGAGCGCUGCCGGUUUUCCUGCAUGCAGCUGCGCCACGUGCGCGUGUCUGCGUCACGGCGGCGCGGGACGUGUCAGCGUGACGAAGAAAAGAGCAACGGCAAGACGUCGACAACGACGAUAACGGCUACUGGUACUGGUGCUAGUGCCGGUGCUGAGACGGCGCCAAUGUCGAAGCACGAGGGUACGUGUGUGGCGUCGACGACGGCCAUGCCAGCAGCUACUGCGAAGAGACCGGUGCGGAGAUCUCAGCGACGGGUAUCGGCUGGCCAAGCAAACGCGUCUGACGCUGUGAAGCAGCCACGGAGUCGACCUAAACGCUCGUUGAAAGUGGCUACUGCUGCAGCUCCGGGUAAAAAGACUCGGAAGCGAGACGUGGGUCGUGGAAAAUAA